AUGUCUAACACUCAUCAAGAUAUCGAAAAUGGCGGUGUCGACGUUCCGGGGCCGUCAGAGAGUCUGAAAAUUGCACCACCGUCGUUGGAAUUGAUGAUUACGAUCAUCAGUAUAGUAUGGAUGAUCGUGGCGUUCCUUUUGAAUCUCGACUUUCCAAUCAGUGAUGGCAACAAAGUCCAGAACACUUUAUACCAUCAGUAUAAGAUGUCCUUCUACUUUAUUGUUAUGAUCAGCGUCACAGCCUUCUACUCCACGUCCGUGUGGAUGAUGAUGAUAGUGGGUAGAUGCCGGCCCCCCAUAGCCAGAAAUCUCAUCCUCGUUAUCUUGGUUCUUGGAGUACUAGCUUCCACAGUAUUACUGUAUGUCCUGCUACCAGAGAAGUCCAGUUGGAUCGUAUGGUUCUUCUUUGCACUGACCAUCUGGGUCAUGUUGAUUAUGCAAGAAUGUGAGUGGGCCACCCAAUUGAAGGGCAAGAUUUGCAAGCCGGUUGAGGAAGGGUGUAAGUUGGCCACCCGAUGGACCAUAGACAAGAUUCACACCCUUUAUGGUUAUCGUUUCUGUUGUCUACCUAUUCGUAGUCCCAGUUGUAGAACGAGCCAGACAGUGGUAGUCAUCCUCAUCAUCAUAUUCAUAUGAGAUUUCUACGCCGAUGGACCGUUUAUACAGAAGAUAUGAAGGAAGGAGGAGGAAAGUGAAGCCAAGGUUGAGCGCAUAUCGGUCAGGAGUGAGGAGGGGUACAAGCUACGACUAUAGUAAAGAGUAGUAUUAAUGGACGACUGGUUUAGGGUCAUUGACCAAUAUUAUGUUUUAAUUUUUGAACCUUUCCAUUCUACUGAGAACCGAUAGUUUGAUAAUUAUUAUGACUGGUUUUUACUAUUA
This is a messenger RNA of Magnolia sinica, 879 nucleotides long. RefSeq lists its product as uncharacterized. Bases 1 to 636 code for a protein of 211 amino acids. The transcript is spliced from 3 exons. The record is from RefSeq and is a predicted model, not a curated record. NCBI's taxonomy places the organism in Eukaryota, Viridiplantae, Streptophyta, Magnoliopsida, Magnoliales, Magnoliaceae.